Molecule: messenger RNA, 1598 nt
Organism: Babesia bovis T2Bo
Lineage: Eukaryota; Apicomplexa; Aconoidasida; Piroplasmida; Babesiidae
Product: NOL1/NOP2/sun family protein
Exons: 1
Coding region: 81-1418 (445 amino acids)
Biological process (GO): RNA methylation
Molecular function (GO): methyltransferase activity
Source: RefSeq, a predicted model, not a curated record
GUUUGUUGAUACAUCGAUAUAAAUUAUUAUUUACACACACUAUUUGCUAAACACAGGGUUAUGAUGUUGAAAUAGCUACUAUGCGCGUCAACCCGGUAGAACAGCCAGAACCAAAAAGGUCUAAACGCAGCACUUCUGAUAACAACUUAGAGUUUAAAGAUGAAUGUGUAGUGUUGCCCACAAAAGUUAGAGACUGGCUAUUACACAUUGGCGUAGAUGAGCUUAAAUACGCUCAAACUCUCUACCAGGUAGAGCAUGGGCAAAAGAAACGUUACUAUCGCUAUACAUCAGACCGCAAGUCGGCGUCUAGUAAUACACCAUUGUCAGAUACAACUUUAACUGAUGGUAAAGUCAACAAAGAUGGUUGUUUAGAACAGGAAUCCACACACACUGAUGAUGUAGAAGAGCAUAUUGACAGAAGAUUUGACAAUGGUGGAAAGAUUAGCCAAUGCAACCAAAACUCACCUAAAGGUGUGGUAUCCAAUGAUUGUUCUGCAUUCCAUGUAACUAAACCGGAUAACAUCGUAUCAUGGCUUCGUGAUGUUGAGCUUUACGAAUGCUACAGUUCUAUACCAGAGGGUACUAUUGGUCUUGAUGCUGCUAGCGCAGCUGUAGUAGAUGCUUUAAGACUGGGUGAACUUAUGCAUGCCAGUUCCACAAGAUGGAUCUUAGACAUGUGCUGUGCCCCUGGAGGCAAGCUUCUAGGCACGGUGAGCGCCUUGAGAAAUCUGAAUAACGGCGAGACCAAAUGGAAGAUUAUAGGUUUGGACACCAUUAAACGAAGGUUGGACGUAUGCGCUUCAUUUUUGAAAAAGGAGUCAGUUCCAAACACUGUUAGCGUCCAUCUACAGCAAUGUAGGGGACAGGACUUUGUUGAAUUUGACGGUGAAUCAAUGAUCGGCCGUUUUGAUCGCAUUUUGAUUGAUGCGGAGUGUACCCAUGAAGGGUCACUUCGAUCUGUAUUACGAACUUUGAAGUAUUGGGGUGCAGAUUCUUUAGAAUCACGAUUUACGUUAGAGCACGCUGAAAAUAUAAUCGCUAAUCAACGUGAGCUACUGAUCCAUGCAAUAAAGCUAUUGCGUCCUGGUGGUAUGAUUAUAUAUAGCACCUGUUCACUACAUGAAGAACAAAAUGAAAUCCUUGUGGCCAAUGUUGUUAACCAGUUUGCGGAUCUAAAGUUCCGGCAGCUGCCUACAAAAUAUUGUGAACAUUGCUUACCAUGCAGCAAUAGAAAGGAUCCUUGGCCAGCUGUAUCUACUGAAUUGUGUCUUCUGAAAUGCUCUCGUGAAUCUUAUUUACCAGACAGGUCCUCAAAUGAUCACCUCUGCUCUAAUAUGGAUUCUCCUGUUUGUGUCAGGUUCGAUCCUUUAGGGCCUGAUACGGAUGGUAUAUUUAUGGUAGCCAUAACUAAAUUGUGACAUGCUACAACAUGAGUAGAUAAUUACUAUUAUGUGGCAAACGAACAUUGCUAAAGUUGGUAAAUAAUCGUUGUUGACUUACGAACCACGUUACACUAUCGCAACUUUUAAACAGUAAUACUAUAGAUAUAUUGUAAAAAUAAUUAAUUUGUUGUGUUAUGGUUUUAAUCAUGCUAAAAA